CUUUGUUCUAUACUAAUAAAUAUGUCUGAGAUAAUAUCAGUACCCGAAGAGCCAAGUAAUGGGUCGGAUGUUGUGAUUGAAAAUAUUAGUGUGGUAUCUUCAGCUCCACGCAACGAAGAUAAAACCCAAAUUCAAGGCUCAGUUAUGAGUUUUCAUCAUAUCAAGUAUACCGUUGAUUUGCGCAAAUCUUGCUGUGGUCCUUGUCGUGAUGUUGAAAAGAAGGCAAUUCUUGACGAUGUCAGUGGCAUUAUGCGGCCUGGUCUGAAUGCUAUCAUGGGUUCUACUGGAAGUGGAAAAUCGUCUUUAUUGGAUGUUUUGGCUAAUAGAAAAGAUCCCGCCUGGUGUGAAGGAAACGUUCUCAUAGAUGGACAACCCAUACCCAGAAAUUUCCGAAAUUACAGUGGUUACGUAACUCAAAAUGACUUGAUGGUUGCGACUAUUUCGGUUCGAGAAUCUCUAUGGUUCAGCGCAAAUUUGAGAAUGCCGACAACAGUCUCCCGAGUGGAGAAGGAAGAAAAAAUUGAGAAAAUAAUAGAAGAUCUUGGUUUGAGUUCUUGCGCUGACACAAAGAUUGGCAAUGAUAUCAUACGUGGCAUCUCUGGAGGAGAGAAAAAAAGAACUUCUAUUGCUCUAGAGCUCAUUUUGGAACCUAAAAUACUUUUCUUGGAUGAACCAACCACUGGCCUGGACGCUGCAACCGCUUGGUCAGUCAUGAUGCUUCUCAAGAAACUCGGUCGACAAGGACACACAAUCGUGUGCUCUAUUCACCAACCUCGCUACAGUAUCUACAAGCUACUCGAUACUCUCACACUACUGUCCAAAGGAAACCUUGUUUAUCACGGCCCCAAUGAAGACGCGCUAGCAUUUUUUGAGAGCCUUGGAUAUAUUUGUGAAAUGCAUGACAAUCCGGCUGACUUUUUUCUCGAUGUUUUAAACGGACAUCACGCUAAAUCCACGUCUAGUGCUGAAAACUCCGACACAAAAGAAAAGGAUUUGACAGUAGAGUUAAAGAGUGCAUACCAAAAACUAGAAAAGGCACAGGGACAACAGGAAGAGCUGGACAAAAUCGAGGAAUCAUCUGCAACUGUCAAAGUAGUUUCGGGUCGCAUGUAUUCUACCGGCACUUUCCAUCAGUUCGGCGUUUUACUGAAACGAACAGGACAGAAUAUGGUACGCAAUCCACAAUCACUUAUUGGAAACAUGGUUGUUAAUGUGCUGAUUGGACUAGCUUUUGGAUUGUUGUAUUAUCAGGUUGACGACAGUCCCGACAAAGGGGUACAAAAUCGUUUAGGAGUUCUGUUCUUUAUUUCCACAAAUCUUCUUUUUGGUGCUACAUUGGUCAUUGAUAACUUCAUCAAGGAAAGGGAAAUUUUCAUCCACGAACACGUUUCCGGAUACUACAGUGUCUUUGCUUAUUUUAUAGCAAAAGUUCUUGCUGAUCUAAUUCCGUUGAGAACCAUAUCCCCGAUCAUAUUUUGCUCGAUAACAUAUUGGAUGGUUGGAUUCAAAGCAGACCCGGGAACAUUUUUUGUAUUUUUAUUGACGGUGGUAUUGGCAGGGUAUUCUGCAGUUGGCAUCGGCCUUUUUUACUCGUCAACCUUUCAGCCCCCCGUGGGCCAGUUAGUUAUGGUACUUACAUUUAUUUUCACCAUCAUCUUCUCUGGACUUCUAAUCAACGUUGAUAGUGUGAUGCCUUGGUUAUCGUGGUUGAAGUAUCUCAGCGUAGCACGUUACAGUCUAGUAGCAUUGAGCAUAAAUGAAAUGCGAGGCCGCGUUUUUACCUCCUGCAACAACAUAACAUCACUUGAAAUGUCUAGUUCAUUUGGUUCGGUUCCUUACAGCAAUAUGACCAAGUACGACAACGGUACUGUGUGUGUCACAGUCAAAGGAGAAGAAUUCCUUCAUACGAGUUUAGCAAUUGGAACCAGUGCCGCAGAUAUUACAGAUUGGGAUAUGUGGCAAAAUCACGUAGCUUUGUCGUGUUUUGUUGUGGGUCUGUUCUGCUUAACCUACAUUCAACUAACUCGAGUAAAAACCUACUCAUAAUUCCGAUUAUGAAAUAAUAUCUAGUCCUACCACUAGAUGCCAAGAUUUGAUAAUGGAAGUUCCUUAUAAACCGUUAUAUUUUGUUUCAUGCCUUGUAUCAUACACGUUGUUCAUUAUUGGCUUCCAUUUUUUGACAAAUACAAUUACUUUAUGCUGA
Molecule: messenger RNA, 2203 nt
Organism: Styela clava
Lineage: Eukaryota; Metazoa; Chordata; Ascidiacea; Stolidobranchia; Styelidae
Source: RefSeq, a predicted model, not a curated record